Molecule: messenger RNA, 6218 nt
Organism: Diachasmimorpha longicaudata
Lineage: Eukaryota; Metazoa; Arthropoda; Insecta; Hymenoptera; Braconidae
Gene: RpII215
Product: DNA-directed RNA polymerase II subunit RPB1
Exons: 2
Coding region: 83-5803 (1906 amino acids)
Biological process (GO): transcription by RNA polymerase II
Cellular component (GO): RNA polymerase II, core complex
Molecular function (GO): DNA binding
Source: RefSeq, a predicted model, not a curated record
CUCCAAGAACGGCGGGCGGUUGCAGCAGAGCUGAACGAGUCGCGACGCAGAAGGCCAUAGAAGCCUUCAGGCUCACUACAAAAUGGCCACGUCUGACUCGAAGGCUCCGAUAAGGACCGUUAAAAGGGUCCAAUUCGGAAUCAUAUCACCCGAUGAAAUCCGACGUAUGUCAGUCACAGAAGGAGGCAUCCGCUUCCCGGAAACGAUGGAGGGAGGUCGUCCAAAGCUGGGUGGACUGAUGGAUCCACGUCAAGGUGUAAUCGACAGAAAUUCCCGCUGUCAGACCUGUGCGGGCAACAUGACCGAGUGUCCAGGUCACUUUGGCCACAUAGACCUUGCUAAGCCGGUGUUCCACGUGGGUUUUAUAACAAAAACCAUAAAAAUCCUCCGCUGCGUGUGUUUCUACUGUUCCAAGCUUCUCGUAAGUCCCCAAAAUCCAAAGAUCAAAGAAAUUGUGAUGAAGAGUAAGGGCCAGCCUCGUAAACGUCUCACCUUUGUCUACGAAUUGUGCAAAAGUAAGAAUAUCUGCGAGGGUGGAGACGAAAUGGACAUUAACAAGGAGGGAGCUGAAUCAACAGCACCAGAUCGUAAACCAGGUCAUGGUGGUUGUGGCAGGUACCAGCCAAAUCUUCGUAGAUCUGGUCUUGACGUGAGUGCUGAAUGGAAACAUGUGAAUGAGGACUCACAGGAGAAAAAAAUUCCAUUGACUGCGGAAAGAGCCUGGGAGAUUCUCAAACACAUAACAGACGAGGAGUCUUUUAUUCUGGGAAUGGAUCCCAAAUUUGCUAGGCCAGAUUGGAUGGUUGUUACUGUCCUUCCAGUGCCUCCAUUAUCAGUCAGACCAGCUGUCAUCAUGUACGGUUCAGCGAAAAAUCAAGACGAUCUCACUCACAAGCUAGCGGACAUAAUAAAAUCCAAUAAUGAACUUGUGAGAAAUGAACAGGCUGGUGCUGCUGCUCACAUAAUUUCAGAGAACAUUAAAAUGUUACAAUUUCAUGUGGCCACACUGGUUGACAAUGACAUGCCUGGCAUGCCCAGGGCAAUGCAGAAAUCUGGGAAACCAUUGAAAGCGAUAAAAGCGAGACUCAAAGGGAAGGAGGGAAGAAUCAGAGGUAAUUUGAUGGGUAAACGUGUUGACUUUUCAGCAAGAACUGUUAUCACUCCUGAUCCCAAUCUCAGAAUUGAUCAGGUUGGUGUACCCAGGAGUAUUGCCCAAAAUCUUACAUUCCCGGAGAUUGUUACACCCUUCAACAUUGAUAAGAUGCAGGAGCUCGUGAGGAGAGGGAACUCCCAGUAUCCAGGUGCCAAGUAUAUCGUCAGAGAUAAUGGUGAACGUAUUGAUUUGAGAUUUCAUCCAAAACCCUCAGAUCUUCAUCUCCAAUGUGGUUACAGAGUUGAGAGACACAUUCGAGAUGGUGAUUUGGUGAUAUUCAAUCGUCAACCAACACUCCACAAGAUGAGUAUGAUGGGUCACAGGGUUAAAGUUCUUCCCUGGAGUACAUUCAGAAUGAAUCUUAGUUGUACAUCACCUUACAACGCUGAUUUCGAUGGGGAUGAGAUGAAUCUCCAUGUCCCUCAGUCCAUGGAGACUCGAGCUGAGGUGGAGAAUAUUCACGUCACGCCACGACAAAUUAUUACACCUCAAGCCAACAAACCUGUCAUGGGUAUUGUACAGGAUACAUUAACGGCUGUUCGAAAAAUGACGAAAAGAGAUGUUUUCAUUGAGAAGGAGCAGAUGAUGAAUAUUCUGAUGUUUUUGCCAAGUUGGGAUGGAAAAAUGCCUCAGCCCUGUAUUCUCAAGCCCAAACCUUUGUGGACAGGUAAGCAAAUUUUCUCUCUCAUUAUCCCUGGUAAUGUCAACAUGAUACGAACACAUUCCACUCAUCCUGACGAGGAGGAUGAUGGCCCCUACAAGUGGAUAUCCCCAGGAGACACCAAAGUUAUGGUCGAACAUGGUGAAUUAGUCAUGGGAAUCCUUUGUAAGAAAACUCUGGGUACGUCAGCGGGCUCUCUUCUUCACAUCUGUAUGUUAGAAUUGGGUCACGAAGUAUGUGGAAGAUUUUACGGUAACAUUCAGACUGUAAUCAACAACUGGCUGCUGUUGGAGGGUCAUUCCAUUGGUAUUGGCGACACAAUCGCUGAUCCUCAGACAUAUCUGGAGAUUCAGAAAGCCAUCAAGAAGGCCAAGGAGGAUGUCAUAGAAGUUAUCCAGAAGGCCCACAAUAUGGAGCUGGAGCCAACUCCUGGUAAUACCCUUCGACAGACAUUCGAGAAUCAAGUGAACAGAAUUUUGAACGAUGCUCGUGACAAAACUGGAGGUUCAGCUAAGAAAUCAUUGACUGAGCAUAAUAAUCUUAAAGCUAUGGUGGUAUCAGGUUCCAAGGGAUCGAACAUCAAUAUUUCCCAGGUUAUUGCUUGUGUAGGACAACAGAAUGUCGAGGGUAAAAGAAUUCCUUUUGGUUUUCGUAAACGAACACUUCCUCAUUUUAUCAAAGACGAUUACGGUCCCGAGUCCAGGGGUUUUGUUGAAAAUUCCUAUCUCGCUGGUUUGACCCCAUCAGAAUUCUAUUUCCAUGCUAUUGGUGGACGUGAGGGUCUCAUCGAUACUGCUGUAAAAACAGCUGAAACUGGAUACAUUCAGAGACGUUUGAUAAAGGCUAUGGAGUCGGUUAUGGUGCAUUACGAUGGAACAGUGAGAAAUUCAGUGGGACAAUUGAUUCAGUUACGUUAUGGUGAGGAUGGACUCUGUGGUGAGACUGUUGAAUUUCAGAAUCUACCUACCAUUAAAUUAAGUAACAAGGCAUUUGAGAAAAAAUUCAAAUUUGAUCCGACCAAUGAAAGAUACUUGAGGAGAAUUUUUAAUGAGGAAAUAGUCAGGGAAAUGAUGGGCUCGGGAGAAGUGAUUUCGGAGCUUGAGAGAGAGUGGGAUCAGUUGAAUAGGGAUCGACAGGUACUUCGAGAGAUAUUCCCAAGUGGUGAAUCCAAGGUGGUACUCCCCUGCAACUUGACAAGAAUGAUUUGGAACGUUCAGAAGAUUUUCCACAUCAAUAAACGAGCGCCCACUGAUCUCAGCCCGAUGAGGGUAAUUCAAGGAGUGAAGGAUCUCCUAGAAAAAUGUAUUAUUGUGGCUGGUGACGAUAGGCUCAGUAAACAGGCCAACGAGAAUGCCACACUUCUCUUUAGAUGCCUGGUGAGGUCGACUCUCUGUACCAAAUGUGUCUCCGAAGAGUUUAGGCUUUCCAGUGAAGCAUUCGAAUGGCUGAUUGGAGAAAUUGAGACGAGAUUCCAGCAGGCACAGGCAGCACCUGGAGAAAUGGUGGGUGCCCUGGCUGCUCAAAGUCUUGGCGAACCUGCCACUCAGAUGACCCUCAACACUUUCCAUUUUGCUGGUGUAUCAUCGAAAAACGUAACACUCGGUGUGCCAAGGCUCAAAGAAAUCAUUAACAUCAGUAAAAAACCCAAGGCUCCUUCACUUACAGUAUUCCUGACAGGAGCAGCUGCUAGGGACGCUGAAAAGGCUAAGAAUGUUCUUUGUAGACUUGAACACACGACACUGAGGAAAGUAACAGCUAAUACAGCUAUUUACUACGAUCCAGAUCCUCAGAAUACUGUGAUUGCUGAGGAUCAGGAGUUCGUAAAUGUGUACUAUGAAAUGCCUGACUUUGAUCCAACAAAAAUAUCACCUUGGCUGCUUCGUAUCGAGCUUGAUCGUAAGAGAAUGACCGAUAAAAAAUUAACCAUGGAACAAAUUGCUGAGAAAAUAAAUGCUGGCUUUGGUGAUGAUCUCAAUUGCAUAUUCAACGAUGAUAAUGCAGAGAAACUGGUCCUGCGUAUUCGUAUUAUGAACAGUGAUGACAAUAAAUUCACGGAUACUGAGGAGGAGACUGUUGAUAAAAUGGAGGACGAUAUGUUCUUGAGGUGUAUUGAGGCAAAUAUGUUGAGUGAUAUGACACUUCAGGGAAUUGAAGCCAUUGGUAAAGUGUACAUGCAUUUACCACAGACCGACGCUAAGAAGAGAAUCAUCAUCACAGAUACUGGAGAAUUCAAAGCUAUUGCUGAAUGGCUACUCGAGACUGAUGGUACCAGUUUGAUGAAAGUAUUGUCUGAACGAGAUGUUGAUCCAGUGAGGACCUUUAGUAACGAUAUUUGCGAGAUAUUCCAGGUACUGGGAAUCGAGGCUGUGAGAAAGUCAGUGGAGAAGGAAAUGAAUGCUGUACUCCAGUUUUAUGGGCUUUACGUAAACUAUCGGCAUCUUGCUUUGUUGUGUGAUGUUAUGACAGCUAAAGGACACUUGAUGGCUAUAACACGUCAUGGAAUCAAUAGACAGGACACUGGUGCAUUGAUGAGAUGCUCCUUCGAGGAAACUGUUGAUGUUCUGUUGGAUGCAGCAUCUCAUGCUGAAGUAGAUCCAAUGAGGGGUGUCUCUGAGAAUAUUAUUAUGGGACAGUUACCAAGAAUUGGUACUGGAUGCUUUGAUUUACUUCUCGAUGCUGAGAAAUGUAAACAGGGAAUUGAAAUACCAAUGGCAGUGGGUGCUGGUGUUAUGGGUGGUGCUGGUAUGUUCUUCGGUAGUGCGGCAACACCAAGUAUGAGUCCACAGAUGACUCCUUGGAAUCAAGCAGGUGCAACACCAGGUUAUGGUGCAUCAGCAAUGUCACCGACAUUAGGAAGUGGAAUGACACCAGGUGGUGCUUGCUUCUCACCAUCUGGUGCUUCAGAUGCUUCAGGUCUAUCACCAGCUUAUUCGGCUUAUUCACCACAGCCUGGUAGCCCAGGAAGUCCAGGACCCAGUAUGAGCCCUUAUCCGAUGUCACCAGCAGGUGGUGCAUCACCAAGUUAUUCACCUACAUCACCAGCUUAUCUACCCACUUCUCCAAGUAUGACACCUUCCAGUCCAAAUUAUUCACCAACAAGCCCAACUUAUUCACCCACAAGUCCAAAUUAUUCACCAACGAGUCCCAGUUACUCACCGACAAGUCCUGGUUAUUCACCAGCAAGUCCCAGCUACUCACCGACGAGUCCAAGUUAUUCGCCAACAUCUCCGAGUUAUUCACCAACGUCACCAAGCUAUUCUCCAACAUCACCGAGCUAUUCACCAACAAGUCCAAGCUACUCACCAACCAGUCACAGUUAUUCUCCAACAUCUCCCAGCUAUUCGCCCACAUCUCCAAGCUAUUCACCAACGUCUCCAGGAUAUUCACCAACGAGUCCAAGUUAUUCGCCAACGAGUCCCGGAUAUUCACCAACAAGUCCAAGUUACUCUCCGACUUCACCAAGCUAUUCCCCAAGCUCUCCAAAUUAUACGCCAGCAUCACCAUCCUAUUCACCAACAUCACCAUCAUAUUCACCCUCAUCCCCUCAAUAUUCACCAGCGAGUCCAAGUUAUUCGCCAAGCAGUCCCAAGUAUUCACCAACGAGUCCAAGUUACUCACCAACAUCGCCAUCAUUCGCUGGCACUUCACCUCAGUACACACCAGCGAGUCCUACUUAUUCUCCAACAUCUCCAACGUAUUCACCAACGAGUCCAAGCUAUUCACCGAGCUCACCUCAACACACUACAGGUGGAAGCACGAGGUAUUCACCCAGCAGUCCAAAUUAUUCACCAACUAGCCCAACUUAUUCACCAUCGAGCCCUCAGUAUUCACCAUCAAGCACGAAAUAUUCACCCACAAGUCUAACAUACACUCCAACGAGCCCAAGCUAUUCUCCAACAAGUCCCACUUACUCACCACCUGUGCCAGGGUAUUCACCCACGAGUCCAAAUUACUCACCGGCAUCGCCAGCUUACGAGACUGACGAUUAAGCACUUGGAAUGCAGUCAGGUAUUGAAUCUUGAGAGAAGAAGAUAUGUGACAAGAAAUAUCGAAUUUAUUACUUUUUUUUUCAUUUUAUCUCAGAUCUUCACGUUAAUAUACUUUGAUGUAAGAUAUUUCCGUUUAUUCCUCAACUGUUUUACUGGUCGUCACGUUUAUCCUGUGACGCGGAAGCAAUUCAACUAGUUAAUUUUUUUUUCAAAUUUAUUGAAUAACGUUUAUACGAUAAUAUCAACAUUAAGUUAUUAUAUAUCCGUACAUUAGUCAGGUUAUUCCAUCGAGGUCAUUGGCAUUGGGGGGUGGAAUGUCAUGAGUGAAUAGUGUGUUUGAAAAUUUGACAUGAUCCAAAUAUUCAACAAUGUAUUGGCAUAUAUUUUUUGUAUAUAAUAAAGAGAAAGAGAAUAA